UUCGGUCGUCGCUGAAUAUUUCAUUCCCUUUUACCAGUUUGCCCAAAAGCUCCUUCAACGGCUGCUCCAGGUCCUUCCUCUGCUUCAUCUUCUCCGAUGAAGUAUCAUGUUUUCUUGAGUUUCAGAGGCACCGACACUCGCACCAACUUCACUGAUCACUUGUACGCUGCUUUGUGUCGACAAGGGAUUGAAACUUUCAAGGAUGAUAAAGAUCUUCACAAAGGAGAAGUUAUUUCCGAGGAACUUCUCCAAGCUAUUGAGCAAUCCAUGUUUGCGAUUGUUGUGCUCUCCAAGAAUUAUGCUUCUUCCCGUUGGUGUUUGGAUGAACUGCAGAAGAUCCUAGAAUCCAAAAAGGACUCCAGUGAAACAAUUUUCCCAGUUUUUUAUCACGUAACUCCAACUGAUGUUCGGCAUCAAAAAAGAAAAUUUGCUACAGCUUUUGAUACCCAUGAAGUUAGAUUUCCAUAUGAAGUUCCAAGAUGGAGAGAAGCUUUAACGCAGAUUGCUAAUUUCUCUGGUUGGCAUAUAAAAAAGGAUAAACCUGAGGCGAAAAUUGUUGAAGACAUUGUGAAAUAUGUGUGGUACAAAUUAUGUUUGAAGUUGCCAUCAAAUUUUGAACAUUUAGUUGGAGACAUUCAAUCAAAGGUGGAUAGAAUCAUCUCCCUUUUAAAGAUAGGAUUGGAUGAUAAAUGCUUCAUUGGGAUAUGGGGAAUGGGCGGUAUAGGCAAAACCACUCUUAGUCGAGUUGUUUAUGAUGCACUUCGAAGCAAGUUUGAGGCUAGCUAUUUUUUUGCUAAUGUAAGGGAGGAUUGUGAAAAGCAUGGCUUUGUUUACUUACAAAAGAAGCUUCUUUCAGGCCUUGGACGAAUAGAACCAGAAAUAAAAAAUGCCCAUGAUGGAGCAAAGGAAAUAAGAUUUUUUUUAUGCCAUAAAAAGGUUCUCAUUGUUCUCGAUGAUAUCAGCCAUGGAAACCAACUGGACAAAUUGGCUGAAAGUGAAGAGUGGUUUGGUGAAGGGAGCAAAAUCAUAAUAACUACUAGAGAUAAACAAUUGUUGACACAAUACAAACAGUUUGAAGAGUAUGGUGUUGGAGAGUUGAAUGAAGAUGAUUCCCUUAAGGUUUUAUGCCGGAAAGCAUUUAAAAGGGAUGAGCCUGAUGAAGGUUAUUUGGAUUUGUCGAAAGAAGUAGUUAAAUAUGCUUGUGGACUCCCUUUGGCUCUUGAAGUCUUGGGGCGAUUUCUUUGCAAAAGAGAUCAAGUUCAAUGGAGAGAUGCAUUAGACAAGUUGAAGCAAACUUUACCUAAUGAUAUCUUUAGUAAACUCUGCAUCAGUUAUGAAGGAUUGGAAGAUGAAGAGUACAGAGAUAUAUUUUUAGAUAUUGCAUGUUUCUUCGUCCGAAGAACGAAGGCUGAAGUGAAAGAUAUAUUAAAAGCAUGCGGUCUUCAUUCAGUAAUUGGAAUUGAUGUUCUGAUCGAAAAAUCAUUGUUAAGUAUCGUCCAAUUAGAUAGUAUAGAGAGGUCACAUUUUGAUUACGAUGUACGUCAAUAUAUGGAUGAUGGGCUUCGAAAGAUGAGAAGGGAACUUUUAAUCAGCCAUUACCGCCAGCUUGAAUAUUAUCCACAAGAUCAUCUUGCAAUGCACGAUUUGCUUCAAGAGAUGGGAAGGAAUAUUGUUUUGAAGGAAUCAAAAAGUGAUCCCUGUAAACGUAGCAGAUUGUGGUGUCUAGAGGAGGUUGAUUACAUGUUGAAAAGAAAUAAGGGAACGAAAAAAGUUCAAAGCAUAUGUUUGAAUAUAGGAGAUUUUAAAGCGGAGUGGCACCCAGAUUGCUUUUCGAAGAUGGAAAAUCUUAGACUUUUGGACUUGAGUGGUGUUCGUCUUUCACAGAAUCUCAAUGUUCUUCCCAGUUCAUUAAAUUUUCUCAGAUGGAAUUAUUAUGCUCUGAAAUCUCUACCGUCGAUCGAUCAGCUGUAUGAACUCGGGAUCCUUGAGUUGCGUUUCAGCACAAUAGAAAGAUUAUGGAUUGGAGCACCGCGUUUAGAUAAGUUGAGGAUCAUCACUUUGGCUGGUUCUGAAGAUCUAAUAGAAACUCCAGAUUUCAGUGCAACCCCAAACCUUGAGAAGUUGUUCCUUGAUUAUUGCUUUAAGUUAUGUCAUGUUCAUGAAUCUAUUGGACAACUGAAGAAACUAGUUGAGUUGAGUUUGGCAUAUUGUAUAAAUCUUGCUACGCUUCCAAGUUGCCUGGAAAUGAAUAAUCUGGAGGUGCUUGGUCUUGAAAUAUGUCGAAGCCUUGAGAAGCUCCCGGAGUUUGGGAAAAAUAUGACAAGUCUAUACUUGUUAGAUGUGUCUUAUACAUCAAUCACAGAAAUUCCUUCGUCCAUUAUUCAUUUAAUAAAUCUCAAAUAUUUGAAUUUGGAGAAUUGCAGAAAGCUUGAGAAAGUUCCCGAGCUUCCUCCAAAUUUAAUUAUAGAAGCGACUCAUUGUGAUUUGUUGGAACCCAAAGAUGCAGUUGUAAAAUACCUCUCCGGAUCACCUGUAUCUAAGGAUCCCAUUCACCUUUUUUAUGAUUACUGCAACUCAAUGGGAUUCCCUUGGAGAGCAGGAAUGUUUGAAUGGUUUGAAGGAGAGGAACAUUGUUGUAGUAGAGAGAGUAGUUCAAGUGAAGAAGUGGUAACCAUAACGGCAGACAUACCUUGUGACAUGGCUGAUUCUAAUAAUGGACAAUGCUGGGGAAUUGCUGUAGCCCUUGCUUUCCAAUCCUAUGUCGAUGAAGGGGAUUAUAGUUUUUCAGUGAAUUGGAAGUUUGCAGAUUAUUGUCAUACCAAUAAAAGAACUGCCACUAAUGAUAUUAACAGUGCAGAAGAUGAUCAUUUUGUCGAUCGAGUAUAUGUGGGAUAUUAUCCAUUUAAGAAGGAGGACUGUAGAGCAAAUCCAAGUGGUGUGGGCAUCCAACUUCAUUUGAAACUUUCUUUCCCAGCCAAUCCUGCUGCUAAGUGGGGACUUUUCCCGAACUGGGAAAUCGUGGAUUGCUGAUGGCGUCUGACAUGUCAGAAACAUUUUGAUGAAGGGAGAUGAACACAUCAUGCCGCGUUUUAUUGCCAGUUUUCAACUUUGGAUAAUGGAGAGAGACUCUAGAAUUUGUUGGCUGUCAUCUUCAUACCAUUAAAGGUCAUAUGGAUUCCACGUUCAAAGUUCUGUUUCAGUUGUUCAUUACGGACUAGUUUGGGACAUGCUUGUUCCAUGAAUGGAAGCUACGAAUUCUGUUGCAGAACCAAACACGCGUUUCAUUAGCAUGUGUAUAUAUAUAUAUAUAUAUAUAUUUGUACUCCAGGCGCAAAGUUAACAUGUAAGGCCAUGUCGUCUCUUCCUCAAAUCUUCAAGAAGAUGAUCAUCCAUCACUUUCUGAUCGAUGUGCCAUAUCCAGCUCUUUACAAUUUUAAGUUUCUUCAUUUAAUUUGGUGUGCAUGUUUCUGUUGGCAAGGAGCAAAAUAAUUGAAGACAUUGUUGAAGUUGUAUGAAGUAUGAAACAAAUUGCAUGUUAAUUAAUUACCAUCUAACUUGAUUCGACACUGUAAAAAAACUUAAUUUGUUUUAUUUGUUUUAUGAUUUA
Messenger RNA from Prosopis cineraria, 3607 nucleotides. RefSeq names its product disease resistance protein Roq1-like. The record is from RefSeq and is a predicted model, not a curated record. The coding region runs from base 97 to 3030 and encodes 977 amino acids. Gene Ontology annotation, molecular function: ADP binding. The transcript has 7 exons. Lineage: Eukaryota; Viridiplantae; Streptophyta; Magnoliopsida; Fabales; Fabaceae. Gene Ontology annotation, biological process: defense response; signal transduction.